AGUUUAUGGGGUUGCAGUGUUGGAAACGUCAAAAAAACAAAUCCGGGAAAGUGAAAAAUUUUCCUUUUUCAUUUCUUUUUUCCUCAUAAUUUCCAUUCAGGAUGGUGGUGACUCUCAAGGAGAGGCAAAUAUGUGCAAUCAAACAGAUGCUGAAUCUGAAUCAACCCCAGACGAAGGCAGUAGCUGCUGAGCCUGUGUGGAAGAUCCUCAUCUAUGACCGCGUAGGGCAGGACAUUAUCUCACCACUCAUUUCCAUCCGGGAGCUCCGGGAGUUGGGUGUGACGUUGCAUGUGCAACUGCACUCGGAUCGCGAUAGUAUCCCCGAUGUGCCGGCAAUUUACUUCUGUGCCCCCACGGAUGAGAAUUUGGGACGUAUCUGUCAGGAUUUCCAGAAUGGAUUGUAUGACGUGUACCAUCUGAAUUUCAUCUCACCCAUCUCCCGGCAGAAGCUGGAAGAUCUCGCCUCGGCAGCCCUGCAGGCCAACUGUGUGGCCAACAUUCACCGUGUAUACGAUCAGUAUGUGAACUUCAUCACUCUGGAGGAUGACAUGUUCGUGCUGAAGCACCAGAACAGCGACAGUUUGUCCUACUACGCCAUCAACAGAGCCAACACGCAGGAUGUGGAGAUGGAGAGUAUCAUGGACAGCAUGGUGGAUAGUCUCUUCUCAGUGUUUGUCACUCUGGGCAAUGUUCCCAUCAUCCGGUGUCCCAAGAAUACAGCCGCCGAAAUGGUUGCCCGGAAGCUGGAGAAGAAGCUCCGGGAGAAUCUCUGGGAUGCCCGGAAUAAUCUCUUCCACAUGGACGCCUCACAGGCAGGAGCUUUCAGCUUCCAACGACCUCUUCUGAUCAUUCUGGAUCGCAAUGUGGACAUGGCUACGCCACUGCAUCACACAUGGACGUACCAGGCGCUGGCGCACGACGUCCUGGAGCUGGCACUCAACCGGGUCGUCGUGGAGGAUGAAGAGAAACCUGUAGGGGGUGCCCGGCCAAAGGGACGCUCCUGCGAUCUCGACAGCCGUGACCGCUUCUGGAGCUCCCACAAAGGCUCCCCAUUCCCAACGGUCGCAGAAGCCAUUCAGGAAGAGCUGGAGCAGUAUCGCAAUUCCGAAGAUGAAAUUAAGAAGCUCAAAUCUUCCAUGGGCAUCGAUGCAGAGAGUGAGAAUGAGGUGGCCUUUUCAAUGGUAAAUGACAACACAGCUCGUCUCACGAGUGCUGUAAAUUCCCUACCACAACUUAUGGAGUUGAAACGAUUGAUUGAUAUGCACACGAAGAUAGCUACGUCAAUUCUGAAUUGCAUUAAGGCCAGACGGUUAGACUCAUUCUUUGAACUUGAGGAGAAAAUAAUGUCCAAAGCAGCAUUGGAUCGUAGUUUGACGGAAAUUCUGUCUGAAGGUGAUUUUGGGACACCCGAAGACAAGAUGCGCCUCUUUAUUAUCCACUACAUUUGCAAUGGCAUGACGGAUGGGGAGUACCAACGCUUGGAGGCUAUUCUCCAGGAGGCCGGGUGUGAUUUAUCAGCCAUGCCGUACAUUCAGCGAUGGAAGAGCAUCAUGCAACGCUCAGCUGUGCCCGUUAAUAGUCACUACGAGGGUGGUGGCACCAAGACGGUGUCCAUGUUCUCCAAGCUCGUGUCUCAGGGUUCUUCCUUUGUGAUGGAGGGUGUGAAGAAUUUGGUCGUGAAGCGACACAAUUUGCCCGUAACAAAGAUCACGGAGCAACUAAUGGAAUGCCGCAGUGGCGGGGAAAUUGAUGAGUAUGUCUAUUUAGAUCCCAAACUACUAAAGGGCGGUGAGACAGCCCCCAAAAAUCGAGCCCCAUUCCAGGAUGCAAUUGUCUUCAUUGUUGGUGGUGGGAAUUACAUUGAAUAUCAGAAUCUUGUGGAUUUUAUAAAGGUGAGAACAUUUUGGGUCGCAAAGGGGGUCUAUGGGGGUGCGAUAAGGGUUUGGCUUACCUUUGAAUUUUACUUGCAGCAAAAACAAACGGCCAAUUCGACAAGGAGAAUAAUCUAUGGAGCUUCUACGCUGAAUAAUGCAAAGCAGUUCCUCAAGCAACUAUCACUACUUGGGCAGGAGAUAAAGAAUACUAAUUAGCUUUUGUUUUUAGAUUUAUUAAAUUUUUAUUGCAGAAAUAAAAAAAAUAAAGGUUAUAAAGUUAUAAA
This is a messenger RNA of Lutzomyia longipalpis, 2158 nucleotides long. RefSeq names its product protein sly1 homolog (gene Slh). The transcript is spliced from 4 exons. Gene Ontology annotation, cellular component: cytosol; Golgi membrane. Gene Ontology annotation, molecular function: syntaxin binding. NCBI's taxonomy places the organism in Eukaryota, Metazoa, Arthropoda, Insecta, Diptera, Psychodidae. Gene Ontology annotation, biological process: endoplasmic reticulum to Golgi vesicle-mediated transport; intracellular protein transport. Bases 102 to 2090 code for a protein of 662 amino acids. The record is from RefSeq and is a predicted model, not a curated record.